AUGUUGUCUUACGGUGUACCGAUAGGGAGCUGUGUGACCCUCGCAGCUGUGAUCUGCUCGCUUUUCACCAUCAGCACAAUCGUUCAACAGAUCGACGACAUGCGAGAGGAGAUCGUCUCUGGGGUCCAAGAGAUGAAGACAUUAUCGGACGAUGCGUGGACGCGCCUUGUCAUUUUGAACGGGAAACACGGCCGUUCUGAUGCCUUGGAAUCGUUCACCUCCAUCGUCGCCCGACAGAAAAGAUCUUAUGACGCAUUUUGCAACUGUGGAAUAGAUUCACAAGGUUGCCCGCCUGGCCCACCAGGACCACCAGGAAUGCCAGGAAAACGUGGAGAACAAGGCAGUCCGGGCGAACCUGGGCGUCCUGGAGCAAGUGGAAUUUCCUUAGUCGUCACGCACGACAUUCCUGGAGGAUGUCUUCAGUGCCCUCCAGGACCUCCUGGCCCAGAUGGACCCGCUGGGCCUGUUGGUGAACCCGGCUAUCCAGGCGCUCCGGGAACAACAGGAGAAGCCGGUGCAGACGGGACACCAGGUGAGGCGGGACCUCCCGGAGACCCAGGAAAUGCAGGUCUUCCUGGAAUGGAAGGAAAUGCUGGACAACCUGGUCACGAUGGUCUCAUCGGAGCUCCAGGCCAAGAAGGAGCACAAGGAGCGCCAGGCUGGCCUGGACCACCAGGAGAGCCAGGCAAGAAUGGAGACCCAGGUGAAGACGGUGCUCAAGGGCCUCCAGGGGCCACCGGGUCCACCCGGGUUCCCUGGAAAGAACGCUGA
Ostertagia ostertagi is the source of this 771-nucleotide messenger RNA. The record is from the annotation of a GenBank genome assembly. NCBI's taxonomy places the organism in Eukaryota, Metazoa, Nematoda, Chromadorea, Rhabditida, Trichostrongylidae.